Molecule: messenger RNA, 540 nt
Organism: Drosophila takahashii
Lineage: Eukaryota; Metazoa; Arthropoda; Insecta; Diptera; Drosophilidae
Source: RefSeq, a predicted model, not a curated record
AUGAAGACGGGCUUUAAAAUGGUCUCUCUUUUGAUAAUUUUCUACAUAUUAAACUGUAAACCUGUUAACUCAGUCGUCUUCAAACUGACAAAUGUCCUUUGCGGCAGUUACAAUAAAACCUGGAUUAGGAUUAAUCAAUGUCGCUUGAAGGCGGUCAAUCGUCACAGAACUGUGUUCAAUUUCAAUGCAACCUUCAUCUAUCCAACUAGAGAUAUUCUUGUUCACUACCGAUUGUUCAAGAGGGAGAGCGGCUAUAAGCCUUGGCUCGUCAAUGUUAAGAUCGACGGAUGUCGGUUUCUGCGCAGACCCUAUGAUGGCAUUGGAAUAUUUCUUUUUAGUCUUUACAAGGACUUUUCGAACAUUAAUCACACCUGCCCGUUGUAUGGUGACAUUUUCAUAAAGGAUAUGUAUCUAUCCACGGAUAUUAUGCGACUUCCUUUACCUACGGGCGACUUUUUGUUGGCAAUAGAUUGGCUGUUUUAUGGAAAGCCUCAGUUUGCCACUAAUGUUAGUUUUACAUUCGUUGAGGAUCUAUUGUAA